GUUGUUAAAAAUAGUAAUAUUUUUAGUUUUUAUUCCGCGAAAAAUGGCAAAUGUGCGCUGUUUGCAAAAGUUGUUACGGCUGCAGAAAUUUGUACUGCCACUAAACACACAGAUUUGUUCGCGUUUGCAUGGCCCACCGCAAUUGCCGUUAACGUCCACCUGGAGUCGCAGUUAUGCCAAAGAUACAGACAAAUCCAAGCUAGAGGAUUUUCGUGCACGCGAGGAGGAGCGCGAGCGUGAACGUGAUGCUGCAGAGCAGGCGCUGUUAUCACAAACUACACAAGCUGAUGCAGGCGGCGCUGCUGGCGCUGGCGGGGAUCAACAGCAGCAGCAGCAACACACACAUGAUGCCGAGGAAGCGGCUAAGCACGCCAAAGUGGCUGAAGUACGCAACAAAAUACUCGAUGCUGCACUGCAGCAUGUGCCACAGCAUGGCUGGUCCAAGCAGGCCAUAGUGUUGGGCGCCGAGCAGUGUGGCUAUCCCAGCGUGGUGCAUGGCAUGUUUCCUGAAGGUGGCUUUGCGCUUGUGUCCCACUUUAAUGGCCAGUGCAAUGCGCAGCUGGUGAAGUCACUGCAGCAACAGACAAAUAAUGGACAAAGUGAGAUUAGCAAUCCGUUGGAGUUUCUAGUGGAGGCUGUGCGUCAGCGACUGGAGAUGCUAGUGCCGUACAAGACGCAGUGGCCACAGGCAAUGGCGCUGAUAGCGCAACCACAACAUGCUUCAACGGCGCUGGCGCAGGUGCUAACGCUGGUCGAUGACAUCUGCUAUUACUCUGGAGAUCGCUCUGUGGAUUUUGGCUGGUACACACGUCGCAUUGGUCUGGCUACCAUAAUGAAAAUGACGGAGCUUUAUAUGCUGCAGGAUACAUCGCCAGGACAUGCGCAGACUUGGGAGUUCUUAAAGAAUCGCAUGGAUGAGGCAGUGCAGCUGCAAAUGGCUUUGGCACAAACUGAGGGCAUGACGCAUACAUUUCAACGCUCAUUCAACUCGGCGUUUAUAACGGCACGCAACAUACUCGGCCUGGGCUAUAGUCGUAACUGAGGCAGCAGCUGGCGCUAGCAGUCCAAAGAGUCUAUGUAAAAUAUAUUACAUAUAAUGCAAAGCUAUUCACUUAUAUAUAUAGAAAU
Drosophila busckii is the source of this 1128-nucleotide messenger RNA. It is a transcript of the gene Coq9, whose product is annotated as ubiquinone biosynthesis protein COQ9, mitochondrial. The coding region runs from base 44 to 1042 and encodes 332 amino acids. Gene Ontology annotation, biological process: ubiquinone biosynthetic process. Gene Ontology annotation, molecular function: lipid binding. The record is from RefSeq and is a predicted model, not a curated record. NCBI's taxonomy places the organism in Eukaryota, Metazoa, Arthropoda, Insecta, Diptera, Drosophilidae. Gene Ontology annotation, cellular component: mitochondrial inner membrane. The transcript is spliced from 4 exons.